This is a messenger RNA of Aspergillus tanneri, 669 nucleotides long. RefSeq lists its product as uncharacterized. Bases 1 to 669 code for a protein of 222 amino acids. Lineage: Eukaryota; Fungi; Ascomycota; Eurotiomycetes; Eurotiales; Aspergillaceae. The record is from RefSeq and is a predicted model, not a curated record. The transcript is spliced from 3 exons.
AUGGCUAAUCAGAACCGUCUCCGCUGUCUCCACGCUUCUCUCCCUCCUGUAAUCGAUCUAGAUCCAUCUCCAGCUCCUGUGGAGGAGCAGCUAGAUGGGCAUUUUACCCAGCUUCUGGCAGCUACACCCCUGGCCAGAAUCCUGUCCUCCCUGUGGGAGGAUAAAUGCUGGCACCUUUUGAUCAUUUGGCCAUAUCCGUCCGCCGUACGACCUCAAGACAGUAAGGGUUUCGCUGCGCUUGGCUGCCGGUUUGCUAUUCUUCCACCCCAAACUGCCCCUAUCAUUAUCGACAAAGACAUACUCCAGCUUCGGAGCUUCACUACACGUCUGCGCAACAUUUUUUCGCCACGAAAUCUAACCCAAUAUGUGGCAACACCCAUCUUGGGCGAUGUAGCUCAACCACCCGUGAUAAGCUUGAAACCGCGUCAACAUCCAGCUCACGCGGUAGAUCUCCUUCUCACGGUCUCUCCGGGAGUUCUCGUGCACCUGCAGGGUGUCCCUGAUCUCCACGUCGGACGGCUUCUUAUUCGGAUCGCAGUGACGGCGCGGUGGAUUGCGCUCGCCAGAUCGGCGGCACUCUCCACGGCCGUGGCACCGCCAAACACUGCGUUGGGCGUGACUUAUGCACCGAAUGAUUCUGUCAGCCAGCUGAAUACGCGUAUAGGCUAG